This is a messenger RNA of Schistosoma spindalis, 3910 nucleotides long. The record is from the annotation of a GenBank genome assembly. NCBI's taxonomy places the organism in Eukaryota, Metazoa, Platyhelminthes, Trematoda, Strigeidida, Schistosomatidae.
CAUGUCAAUGAGUGAAUUAUCAAAUGAAAUCAAUUUGGUUCCUAAAAAUGAUGAUGAUAAUGAUGAUGAUAAUGAUGAUACAAUGAAAUCAAAUGAUUAUUUAAAUGGAUUAACGAUAUCAAAUUGUACACAAGAUAUUCAUACAGAAUUAUCAACUCCAUUAUUAAUGAUAACUAGUCCAAAUAAUAUGAUUAUUUAUGAUAAACAUGAUCAGGAUCAGGAUCAACAUCUUGAUCACGAUCAUGAUCAUGAUCAUGAUCAACAGCAGCAGCAACAACAACAACAACAACAACAACGACAACAGCAACAUGUAACUAAGGAUAAUCAAAAAAAUCAAUUAACUGUAAAUAAACAACAUUUAUAUUGUAUAGAUCCAUCUAUGAAUUAUUUCAAUACUAAUAACAAUAAUAAUAAUAAUAAUAGACGAUAUAGUGAUCAAGGUAGUAGAUUAUGUAAUAAACAAACUAAUCUAUCAUCAAUAUAUAAACGACAAAGUCUAUUUAAUAUUAAUACAAAUCAUCAUUCUAAUCAUUCUAAUCACCCUGAUCAUCAUCAAUAUCCUCAUCACCAUCAUGAGUUGUAUAAGACCCGUUUAUAUCCACCGACAAGAUUCAAGAAUUCAUCUACAUCUAAUGUUGAUUUAUUAGCUGAAGCCAUAUUGAAAAUGCAAGGUACAUUGAAUUUUCCAGACAAUGAUUCUAUUCAGAAAUCAAGAAUAGAUAGUAGACGUUCCACUUUAAGUUCUAUAUCAACAACAUGUUUUCCAUUGAAUUUUCGUCAUUUAAAAAGAAAAUCAUGUUUUGAUGAAACUAUUAAAUUUAAUGAAUUAAAAAUGGACAAUAAAGAAGAUUCUCAUUGUACUAAGGUGUAUCCAGCACUUCAUCAAACAUCUAGUCUUCAAAAGAUCAAUCCACCAAUGAAUAAUAAGGAUGAUAAUGAUGAUGCUGCUGCGGAUGGUGAUCCUGUUGCUGUUGUUGCUGCUGAUGAUGAUGGUGAUGAUGCUGAUAAGUUAACAUAUAGGAAUCAAACCAAUUCCAUGUUAAUACCUACUUGUAUAGUGAAUUAUGAUUCAGAUGAGAAAAUUUGUACAGAUCAUCAAACUAAUCAAAAACUUUCUUCAAAAUAUCAUUCAACCAAUUUAACAUUACCAAAUUCUCAAUAUAAUGAAAGAAAAUCAUCAAUAGGAAAUCAAUUAGAUUCAAUGAAUAUUAUAUCAUUACAUGUACCAAAAUUACCACAAAUCAAUAAAAGUUUAAGUAGUGAUGGUGAAUUAUCAUUAAGAAUAAGAAGAGUAUCUAUGAUAUUACAGAGUAGACAAGAUAUGAUAACAACACAUACAUGUAAUCAAUAUAAUGAUAAUAAUAAUAAUAAUAAUAAUAAUAAUAAUAAUGAAAUUGGUAUAUCUAAAUUGAAUAGUUCUGGAUCAUCUACAAUUCAUUCAAAGAAGAAUAAUCUAAAUGAUAUGCUAGAUCAUACAAACCCUAUUCAUGGUGAUGAUAACGGUGAUGAUGAUGAUAAUGAUAAUAAUGAUGGUAGUCCUAUGCUGAAAAAAAGUAAAACAUCUAUUGAAAAGAUUCAAUCCAAUGAUCAUUUAGAUCCAUUAAAAGAAACAUUCAAUAAUGAAAUGAAUAAAAAUUUAUUAUUCUCUAAUAAAUUUAAAAAAGAACGUCGUUUCACUGAUAAAUUAUCUAAAGGUAUUGGUUAUCAUCUUGGUAGAAGGCGUCGUCUAUUAGAAAGUCGUAGAAGAAUGGCUGAUUUUGCAUUAGCAUUUAGUAUAUUUGGUAUAUUGGCAGCAUUUCUUGAUAUUGAAUUCAUUUCAAGAUCAUUGUAUAAUAAAAAUAGUAUAUAUUCAACAACGAUGCGAAUCUUGAUUACUUUUUCAACAAUUAUUCUUCUACUACUUAUAAUAUGCUAUCAUACAUAUGAUAUAAUGGUGUUUCUAUGUGAAGAAUAUACUAAAGAUUGGAGAAUAUGUGUUACUAAGCAUAGAAUUAUACAAAUUAUUACAGAAUUAUUGAUUUGUUCUAUUCAUCCAUUUCCUGGUAUUGAUUUAUUUUUUAAUCAUUCUUUCCCAGUAACUAAUUCUAUAAAUUAUAAACGUAAUUAUUCAUUACAUCAAUUAAGUGAUCAUUUUAGUCCAUAUUUAUUAUUAAUAUUACCAAUGUUAGGUCGUUUAUAUUUAGCAUUACGUACAUUAUUAUUACAUUCAAGAAUGUUUAAUGAUGCUGGUUCAAGAAGUAUUGGAGCAUUUAAUAAAGUUAGUUUCAAUUUACAAUUUGUAUUGAAAACAUUAAUGACAUUAUGUCCAGCGAAAGCAUUACUUGUAUUUAUUACAACAAUAUGGAUAAUAUUCAGUUGGACAUUAAGAGCUUGUGAAUUGGAACAAGGAGAUAAUCAUUUAUCAUUAUUAAAUUCAGCUUGGCUUAUAUCAGUUACAUUUUUAAGUAUUGGUUAUGGGGAUAUUGUACCACAUACUAGUUGUGGUAGAUUAAUUGCUGUUGCAACUGGACUUAUGGGUUCCGCUUGUACUGCAUUAUUAGUUGCUGUAUUUUCAAAGAAAUUAGAAAUGACUAAAGCUGAAAAACAUGUACUACAUUUUAUGGAAUCUAGUAAACUAACCAAAAAAGUUAAACAUUGUGCAGCUAAUGUACUCCGAGAAACUUGGUUAUUAUAUAAACAUGCAAAAUUAAUGCCAACAUUUAAUUCCCAUCGUGUUCGAGCACAUCAACGUAAAUUCUUACAAGCUAUUUACAGAUUAAGAACAAUGAAAGUGAAACAACGUGAACUUCAAGAUAAAUCCAACUCUUUAGUGGAUUUAGCAAAGCUUCAAACAAAUGUUUAUGAAAGAGUUGCUGAUAUUUCAUUACGUCAGGAGGAUUUUCAAAAUCAACUGACAACAAUUGAAGAUAUGCUCAGAAGUAUACAGAAAGCAUUAUUACAACGAAAUAUGAUCAAUUCUGGGUCAGUAGAUAAUAGAUGAAUCAAAAACUGAAGUUAUCUCGACCACAACUCCAACAGUUACUUACCAUUUUGAAUGUAAUUUUUGUAAGAAUGUUCUAUUCAUAAAUGUAUAUUAACUUACUUACCUAUCUACUUACCUACUUACUUGCCUACUUACUUACUUACUUACUUACUUACUUACUUACUUACUUACCUGUAAAUGUAUUGAUAUAUAUACACAUAUAACCUUUCAUAAUGUUUUCCAUUGUAUUUAGCUGUAUAACUUAGUUACAAAUGAAUGACUGAAUGAAUGAUUUCUCUAUUUUAUUUUUGUUUUUUUUUUUUGCAAUAUAAAUAUACAAGUAUAUAUGUGAUAUAUUUAGCGAGUUCGUUUUCUACGGGAUGGGGUCAUCAACCCCAUACUUUACCCUGGUCCUAUAUCAGGGCUUAGGACUGGCAAUAGCUCUAGCGAAGCUCCAUGUGAAGUAUGUGAUACAUCUGUGGUUUUUCAAUAAGGGUGGGAGGAAGGAAGGAAGGAAGGAAACUUGCUCGUUUUGUUUUGGAUGAUAGUUUAUCAUGAGAGUGUUCUGUAGUGUCGGUUGCUAUUGUUAAGCCCACACAUAACUUAUUCUAGCUACUGGAAAGGUCGAUUUAUCCAUUCUUGACCUCGUUUAUUUAUUUGAACAUAAAAAAUAUUGGUACAAAGCAGCACCGACUACAUAUGCGCUACACAAAUCACUUGAUUUGUGUGUGAUUUAGGAUACUGACCGGGUGUCUUAACCGAAGCAAGUGGUUUUGUUAGGAGGAAACUCCCAAAGCCUUCGACCUAGAGAUAUAAUCCAUAAGCCAGUGAAGCAACAUCAGGAGAUGCAGUCUCGUGCUAGUCGGUGAACAAUAAUUGAUUGAUACGCCAACUGUUCCUUCAAAAUUCUGGAACCCACGUACACCAUUGGUUUGGAAUGGGGGUUUU